Molecule: messenger RNA, 981 nt
Organism: Grus americana (Whooping crane)
Lineage: Eukaryota; Metazoa; Chordata; Aves; Gruiformes; Gruidae
Exons: 3
Coding region: 152-763 (203 amino acids)
Source: RefSeq, a predicted model, not a curated record
CAACAAACCUGAGUGAAACACAGAGCUAAAAUUUCACCCGAAUGCAAACUAGCUCCCUGAAUUCCCUAUCUGGAAGGAAGAUGGGCUGUGCAGAGGGUAGCCCAAAGAAUACUGGAUACGUGUAAAAUCCUUGAGAAUCCUGCAGAUUGAGAUGUCAAAUAAAAGCAAGCUACUAGUUUCAUUCCUUAGAAACACGGUGCUGCAGCAGGAUACAGCCCACACCUACGUUUUGCCUCCAGGAAGCAUAAAUCCUUCCCUGAGGAAGAGUACCCGACUCUCUGGAGGAAGGCACGGUGUGAAAGGACUCCUCUGCUUCAGGGUGCAGCUGGAGGUUACGUAUUUCAUUGUGAUCUUUGGUUGUAUGACCGGUUGGGAGCAUGUCAAGGGAGCGAAGUGUUCAUUUCUUGAACUCCACCAAGAUUCACGAGUAAACACGCAGCUCUCGAUGCUCCGGAUCAGCUACCCGAGGCUGCAAGCUGGUGCCGAGGAGAUGGGCAAAGCAAGCGCAGAAGUAAAGGCAGCUUAUACCAAUGGAAGGGUUCCCUUUCACCCUCGCUUCUGGGACACCAGGGGACGUGUGCUUGCCAGGUGGGAGCAGGGCAAGGCGGGAGGGCCAGGAGUUGCCGCAACACCAAGGCUCUGGGCUGCGCGCAAAGGCGUCAGCAGAGCGGGCUGCUCGGGGCGCCUGGCCUCUCCUCAGGCAGCGAGAGCUGCUUUUCCUGGCCCUCGUGCCCAGGGACAAGGCUGGGAGGGUCGGCAUUAGCCAUGCAGGGGAGGGUCAUGGGGGGAAAUCAGGCUUUCGAUCAACAUACAGAAUUUCCUCUACAGGCUACCGCGUUGGCGAUGCUCUGUAUUCGGCAGCUGGAACGUCAGUCUGAAGCAGUAGGAAACAGGCUGCUUCCGUAUGGCUGUGCUGUACUGCUCCUUGUCUAACCGGGCAUGUGGUCGGAGCUGCUAAUUAAAAAGUGAGGUGCCUCUUAA